AUGUCUCCCAAAAGUGUUCCUGCUGCUAAGAGUUCUUCAGACGAAGCCACAGCUUCUGCUGCUCAGCCAGAGGCAGGGCUGUCUUGCCAGAAGUGUGCUCAGCCAACCACGCUGAAGGAUUCCUUACCUACUGGCAGGAAUGCUUUGAGGAGGAAUUGCCUUGAGUGUGUGAGCACCGACAAGUGGCUUACACGUGCAAUCAAAAAGCCAGCAGGUGACAAGCCAGAGUCUGAGGAACAGAAGGAAAGGAGAACCUCAGCAGAAAAUGUCAAGGCCACCUUGGUGAAGAUGAGCCCUGCUGAGAAGGCCAAAUGGUACACGCAGAAGAAAGAGGAGCGAAGGCAGCAAGAACGUGGCACCAAACGCACUUUUUCCACUGGCGUGGGCUUUGUGCAGGAGGAAGAGAAGACCAGCUGGGGUGAGAAAGAGCAAGAUCAAUUUGAGACUUGCGAAAUGUGGUGUGCUCGCCAAAUGAGCCUCAAGCGCUACCAAUCAUACGAGGAGGCUGAGACUGCGUUCAAGGCUGAAUGCAAAAAGGUUGGGUCCCGCACGAUGCAGAAGCGUGGGGAAACUUUGCUGCGCAGCUUCCAAGGUGUGCUUGUGGCUUCUGGCAAGGAGCAUUCCCUCACCAGUGGCGUGCGUCAGCGUGCAGACAUCGUGGAUGAAGCAGACCUGCAGGACUUCAAGGAUGAAGCAGCUUCAAAGAAGACCAAGGCACAGUGGCGCCUUGAGAGCGAUAAGCAGGCCUUCUUGGAGGGCACACUCGAAGCCCCAGCAUCUUUGCUCAAUGUGGCCCAAGACAUCGCCAAGCAGAGGGUCAUUGAUGCUGAGGUGGAACAACAGUGGAUGGAAACCAUGGAGGCCACAGCUACAAAGAAGAGGGAGGAAAAGAAGGAGCCAACUGUCACCAUCAAAAGUGUGGGCGUCGAGUCCAUGGGCUUGGAAGCGACCAUCCAGCGAGGUGUGCAGUCAAUGAACGAUGGUGUAGCUCGCCAGAAAGCUUUGGCUGCACAAGCAGCUGAGGAAACCUCACACUUGGGCACUGAGUUGCUCAGGGCUGAGGGCAGCGAGUUCCAGGCCCGAUGUGAGGACUUGCUUCCAAAAGUCCUGGCCGACAUCGAAGAGAAGAAGGCUGAAUGGGAGACAAGCUUGAAGAACGGUGUUGCGCAAAAGGAUGCUGCGUUCAUCCACAAUCAGAUUGCCGAGGUGGCCAAGCAGCUGAAAGAUUGGAUGAGCCAAAGCCAGCCUUUGAAAGACUACAAGGACGAGAUCAAGUCUUGGAAAGGUUUCUUGGCCAAGUGCAAACAGCAGGAGAAGAAGAAAGACAAGGCUGCCACAAAAGCCAAUAGUUCUGCAAUGAGCAGCAAUAAGCUUGCAAGUGGGUCCAGCUGGCACAACUUGACCCUUUGCAAGCAAGCCUUGGAUGCUUUGCAGGUCACCCCGGCCUUGGAGAAAGACUAUGGGGUUUUCUGGAACUUGGAAAAGGAUUUGCUUGAUGCCAAGGCAGAGGCUGAAGUUGGCCCUGUGGUGUUCAGCGAAGGCCAGGCCCAAAGCCUUUGCGACGAGAUGACCAACAACGAGUACUACAAGUUCCAGAAGGUUUGGGUGAGCGAGCAGAUGAAAAAGGUAGGUUCUGGUGCCUUCUUGUCUGCCCAAGUCACCAAAGCUGCCGUGUCCAAGAAGAUGACGGGGUUGUGGAGCAAGCUGGCGAACGCUGGAGCUCUUUCCCAUGUCAAGACUUCAGAGAACUUGGUGAAGGAGAUGUUUGUCCCGCAGUUUUUUCAGCAAGCAAAGGGUUGCCAGGUGAGCCUGCACACCGACUUUGCUUUGCCAGACUGCAGGCUUCAGUUGGAGGGCAAGAGCUUCUUGGCUGGGGUGCCUCUGGACAAAGUGCCUGGCAAAGACUUGCAUGAUAAGCGUGGCUGGUUGAUGAAUGCGACAUGGGAGCAGUUUUCAGCUCUGAAGACUUGGAGUGUCAGCAUGGUGCCUGGCAAGGGUGUGGUCAUCCCCGGUGACCAUUGCUUCUUGUGCGCGACUCUCGAUGACAGCCAUGGUGGAAGAGUGCACAUGCUGAUGGAUGGGCAUGCCCAGCGAACCCUGGAGGUUUGUCACAAGCAAGUGCAAGACAAUGCAGCCUUGCAAGGUCUCAAGACUGGAAAGCUGCUUGAAGCUUUGCAGCUGCAGCUGAAGGCACCGACAGACGCCGAGAACUUGGCCUUGACAGAAGCAGCAGCGCAGCCCCUGUUGAAGCGCUUGAAGUCCACCCCUGCUUUGGGAAGUGCUGGCUCAGGAUCUACUGCGUAG
This is a messenger RNA of Durusdinium trenchii, 2304 nucleotides long. NCBI's taxonomy places the organism in Eukaryota, Dinophyceae, Suessiales, Symbiodiniaceae. The record is from the annotation of a GenBank genome assembly.